Pseudocercospora fijiensis CIRAD86 is the source of this 1101-nucleotide messenger RNA. RefSeq lists its product as uncharacterized. The transcript is spliced from 4 exons. Bases 1 to 1101 code for a protein of 366 amino acids. The record is from RefSeq and is a predicted model, not a curated record. Lineage: Eukaryota; Fungi; Ascomycota; Dothideomycetes; Mycosphaerellales; Mycosphaerellaceae.
AUGGUUCAAUACACAGCCAGGCCAUACGGCUCCAGCACACAAAUAGAUAGCAACGACUGCGCAACCUAUUGGAUGCUUGAUGACUGCAGCAAAAUCUCCGAUGCCAACAUCGAGUUGGAGCUGAAAGAUAAAGGCAUAUUUCCCCCGGCUGGCACUCAGCCCGCUCGACGUAUCGCGCUCCUAUCACGCGCUCAGCGAGGACUACUGAUCUAUGAGAAAUGCACGUUGGAAGAGCUCAGAAGAUUUUGCAUGCAACGUGCCAUCCUCAAAACAGGCGGGAAGAAGUGCGAAAGGAGCAAUAUCAAACACGCGGUCGAAGGGCGCUUCAAGAAAAGCAACUUCAUCAAGCAAGCCCGAGACGAUGAACUCAUCACGCUCCUGGAGACAGCCGACGAGCACUCCACCUUGGAACGUUUCCUCGAUCUUGAUCCAGCGAUCCGCAAGCAGAUUUUCUCCAUGCAUCUCUCGAGCCUUGAGUACCACCACAUCCCAACUUUGCCACCAGUGACUCGAGUCUCGCGCCUCAUCCGGCAAGAAACAUAUCCUCUCUUCUACGACCUCUGUCCAGCAAACAUCCGCAUCGCGCGCAAGCCACCGUCUAUCAACACAGUCACCAAACUUGCAGACCCGCCUUUUCUGCCUGCCGUGGAACGUUUCUUCACCAAGCACACCUUGCAGCUGAACAGAUUCCGACGCAUCAACGUCUUGUUAUCAGUCGAGCCCGAGGCCUGGAAGUUCACGAGCUGGAGGUAUACGUUGAAGGUGGGUGAGAGGGAGGUUUUGAGCCUAGAGAGGGAAGAGAAGCCGCACAAUGAGAGGAAGAAGGAAGUUGGGCUGCGGGAGACACGGGUUAGUUUGAACAAGAGGAUGCAGGAGCUUGUGGAUGACAUGGUUGAAAGGGGCGACGGGAUCAAGUUUAGGAGGACGGAUUGGAAAAUUUUGAAAGGGCACAUUCUGUCAUUAACGAUUUUGUCGAGCGGGCUCGACAUUGAUCAAGGAUCUAAAGUUUUCUGUCCGAUUGUCGAAGCACUGAAGGGCCCAAAUCAGUCAUUUUCGAAGCCCAAGCAAGCAUAUGCUCUCAGCUUUCCGCCAAGGCUAUGA